Messenger RNA from Myripristis murdjan (pinecone soldierfish), 906 nucleotides. Its product is annotated as cyclic GMP-AMP synthase-like. Gene Ontology annotation, cellular component: cytosol; nucleus; site of double-strand break. The transcript is spliced from 6 exons. Gene Ontology annotation, molecular function: 2',3'-cyclic GMP-AMP synthase activity; chromatin binding; double-stranded DNA binding. Gene Ontology annotation, biological process: cellular response to exogenous dsRNA; DNA damage response; positive regulation of defense response to virus by host. The record is from RefSeq and is a predicted model, not a curated record. Lineage: Eukaryota; Metazoa; Chordata; Actinopteri; Holocentriformes; Holocentridae.
AUGGCGACCGAUGAGCGCUGCCGCUGGCUGGUGAACAGGAAGCGGGUCAACUCCCCAGCUGUCACUUUGUCUCUGGUCAGGAUGGACAACAGCAGUGAGGAACUCAUCUCGGUGGACGUGGUUCCUGCUCUGGAGAUUCACCCGUCACAGGGCUGGCCGUGCACCGCCCGUAACGGCCCAAACGUGGACAACUGGCUCGGGAAGAAAAACUGACAACAAAUCAAAAGUUUGCCCUGCUACUUUGUGCCCAAGAGGAUGAAGGGGAGGAAGCUGAGCGAGGCGGCCAAAGAGAGUUGGAGGAUAUCUUUCUCUCACAUUGAGAAAAAAAACAUCUUGUUUCAUGGCAACAAGAAGACCUGCUGUGAAAGCACUGCCACCAAAUGCUGCCGUAAGCAGUGCCUGAAGCUCCUCAAGUGCCUGAUCGAGGGCCUCAAACAUCGAUUCCCUCGGGAGCUGGACCACCUGUGCUCGUACCACGGGAAGACUGCCUUCCUCCACACCCUGUCCAUCAGGUUCAAGGACUCCAUGUGGGCUCGCCACCUGCUACCUGUCUGCUUCCUGCACCUGCUGGGGGCGCUAGAGGGCUACGCACGCAGCGGCCUGGCUCACUUCUUCGUCCCCGACUGCAACCUGUUUUCCCCGGAUCACUUCCCCCGCCGCUCGCUGGCCGUCCUGACCGUGGCUGUGGAGGAGCAGAGGAGGGAGGGCCUGCCACUGCUGGUGCCCCCGGCUCCUGCUGCCCCGCUGGCCGCCUUGGGCAGCCCGAUGAGCCCAGAGCCACGCCCGGCCUCCUCCUCCAGCAACAGGCCUCAAACACUGUCAGAGAGCCGACUGAACACCGACUUUUUAAUGAAGCUCGUCCUGCCGCUUGCCAUAGUGUUCAUUUCUGUCCUGUUUGUCAUGUAA